UCUCUCUCUAUUUCUCUACCCUAUUCUACUGUAUUAUUACGAUUGGAAACCAAUUUCUCUCAUUUCAUAUCAUUUUUCUUUGUUUUCGCCCUGAUUAAAAAAAGAAGAAAUUACAUAACGUUGUUCUUACGCCAUGGUCAAAUCUAGCAUUGUCGUACCUACUCAAACCACAAGCUCCUCGUCGACACGCAAGCGAUCUAUAGAUCAACAAGAUGCUACUAGUGAUACAAUUAAUGACAGCGUCGGCAUUAGUAGCAGUUCUGACCAAGUUGUUGAUGCUCAAGAGAGUAAAAAACCUCGAUUGGCCAUGAAUGCCGACAGUAGACGACGAGGACAACGUAUGUUUGGCGUAUUACUAGGCACACUGAACAAAUUCAAGGAUGAUAGCAAGAACACGAGCGAAGCAGAGAAAAAACGACAAGAAAUUGAGUCAAAAACACACGAGAAACUGGCCAACGAGAAAAAGGAACUAGCAGAAAAGCUGGAAGCAGAUAAACAACGUCGAGAACGAGAAGCGGCAUUGUUAAGAAAACGAGAGGAGCGACUGGUGGAAGAAAAGCGUGACUCGACGUGUGUGAAGCAAAAAGAAUACCUAGCCAACUAUGUGAAAACCAAAGCACAUCCUGCAUUAUACUAUCGUCCAAAGAAAUUGACGGACGAUCUAGCAAAGCAAAUCGAAGAGCAAAUAUCGAGCGCAAGGCAAGAACGUACGGCAUAUGAAGCUCGCAAAGCAGAGCGCGAAAAGGAGGAAGAAGCAGAGGAUAAGUUGGCAGUUGAGGCAGCAGUCAAGCGUCGUGACGAAGAAGAAAAAAAGAAAGAAAAGAACGAUGAUGAAGAAGAGCGGCCGAAAGAAACAAAAGUAGACGGAGGAGGGGGAGGAUCAGUGGAUGCAAAUCGAGUCGAUGGUGAUGACAAUGCGCCUGUACGUCUCGAAUCACCAGCGCCCGAGGAAUCAGUAGUAGCGGAUCGUGACGAGUGAAGUGCUCAUCGAUGUUAUCCGUUCUGUAAAAAAUGUGUAAGCAUUCUUUGUUAUAUAAUAAAAGGACAUCAUGAUGGGAUGAACACAGAGCAUCACAAAAAGAAGGACAGAAUGUAGGGCAGAAUAUGUCAAAUAUAUUAUGUAUGUCAUUAGGUGCUGUCGAUAACUACCUGAAGACGAAUGUACAAUAGAAAAAAGAACGAAGAAAAGUAAAAGAAAAUGUUUGGUGAAUAAAGACAUCCUCCAAAAAAAAAAAGAACUUUUUUUUUUCUCUCUCUCUCUCUCUC
This is a messenger RNA of Zychaea mexicana, 1266 nucleotides long. RefSeq names its product pinin/SDK/memA/ protein conserved region-domain-containing protein. The record is from RefSeq and is a predicted model, not a curated record. The transcript is spliced from 4 exons. Gene Ontology annotation, cellular component: catalytic step 2 spliceosome. Lineage: Eukaryota; Fungi; Mucoromycota; Mucoromycetes; Mucorales; Lichtheimiaceae. The coding region runs from base 134 to 979 and encodes 281 amino acids.